AUGGCCACUUCAACCGGUACCGGCUGGGCUCAGCUCCGGCAGCAAGCCCGAUCUCUCGAGACUCAGACCGAGAACCUUUUCCACACAUACUCUCAAUACGCCUCAUUAACAAAGCUCCCUCCCACACCCUCGGAGGAAGAGCAGCGGAUUGAAUCGCAACUCAAAGACCUCCUAGAACGACGCGACUCCCUAAUCUCCCAACUCGCCCGCCUCCUCGACUCCGAAGCAACCCUCACCUCCUCCGCCCUCAAACAAAACAACCUCUCCCGUCACCGCGAAGUCCUCCACGACCACCGUCGCGAACUCCAGCGUCUCAAAUCCGCCAUCUCCGAGUCCCGCGACCGCGCUAACCUCCUCUCCAACGUCCGCUCCGAUAUCGAUGCCUACCGCAACUCGAACCCUGGUCAGGCGGAAGCCGAUUACAUGCUUGAGGAGCGGGGUCGGAUUGACGAAAGCCAUAAUAUGAUUGAUGGGGUGUUGAGUCAGGCGUAUGCUAUUAAUGAGAACUUUGGUCUCCAGCGGGAGACGCUAGCCAGUAUUAAUCGACGCAUUGUGGGCGCGGCGAACUCGGUGCCCGGGAUGAAUGCGUUGAUUGGGAAGAUUGGCUCGAAGAGGAGACGGGAUGCGUUGAUUUUGGGGGCUUUUAUUGGGUUUUGCUUUUUGAUGUUGCUUUGGUUGAGGUGA
This is a messenger RNA of Aspergillus vadensis CBS 113365, 684 nucleotides long. RefSeq names its product putative vesicle transport v-SNARE protein Gos1. The transcript has 3 exons. The record is from RefSeq and is a predicted model, not a curated record. Gene Ontology annotation, cellular component: Golgi medial cisterna; cis-Golgi network; SNARE complex. Bases 1 to 684 code for a protein of 227 amino acids. Gene Ontology annotation, biological process: vesicle fusion; endoplasmic reticulum to Golgi vesicle-mediated transport. Gene Ontology annotation, molecular function: SNAP receptor activity. NCBI's taxonomy places the organism in Eukaryota, Fungi, Ascomycota, Eurotiomycetes, Eurotiales, Aspergillaceae.